Messenger RNA from Microstroma glucosiphilum, 870 nucleotides. RefSeq names its product alpha/beta-hydrolase. Lineage: Eukaryota; Fungi; Basidiomycota; Exobasidiomycetes; Microstromatales; Microstromataceae. The transcript is spliced from 2 exons. Gene Ontology annotation, molecular function: hydrolase activity. The coding region runs from base 1 to 870 and encodes 289 amino acids. The record is from RefSeq and is a predicted model, not a curated record.
AUGGUCGAGCGUGUGUCCUAUGGUAGUCAUGCUCGGCAAGUCAUCGAUUUGUACAGCCCCACCACUCCUGACGCUGCAGCUGCUGCCCCGCUGCCCCUGCUAGUCUUUCUUCACGGUGGCGCCUGGCGUACCGGGGAUAUUGCUACGCACCACGAUCUCGCAGCGUCUUUAGCCAAGGCUCGAGUCUGCUGCGUCGCCCUAGUAGAGUAUCGCCUUUCCCUUCCCUCUGCCGCGCCGGAUCAAAGCGGAGGGUUCCAGAAUCAACACCCGGCUCACAUACAAGAUACCCAUUUGGCUUUGAAGCUACUGCUAGUCAGCGCGCCGAAAGGCAGGUACAAUUUACACCGAGCGGUUCUAGUGGGUCACUCCAUCGGCGCUUGGCUUCUCUGCUCGCUCUUGCUCGACUGCACAGCGGCCUUCAACAUCCCACGCCCCUCACCACCGCCCCUCAGCAGUGAAGAGCUAGCCACUAUCCGGCAAGCAGUCCAUGCUUGGGUAUUGGUAGACGGCAUAUAUGACAUCGAUGAUCUUCUAGUCGAAUAUCCAGAUUACGCCGGUUUCGUCUCUCAGGCUUUCGUGCCGCUUGGAGACCCUCCUUUGGCAAAGGGAGGAGAUGAGAGGCUGCGUGCCGUGUCCAUUCCUGCUUGGCCGGCAGCAAAAGAACCUGCAGUUGCUCGUGUGAUCCUUGCUCAUUCGAAGGAUGACGAGCUUCUGACGUUUAGGCAGAUACGCGCGGCGACGGAAUAUCUUCGAGGUAUUCUCGGGAGAGAGGGAAUUCAGGAGGACCAUGAGACCUUGACUGGGAAACACGAUGACCUACUGCAGACACACCUCUUCCGAAAUUGGCUGGAGUCAAUAGUCUUGUCGUAG